Molecule: messenger RNA, 2404 nt
Organism: Mugil cephalus (flathead mullet)
Lineage: Eukaryota; Metazoa; Chordata; Actinopteri; Mugiliformes; Mugilidae
Product: glucuronokinase with putative uridyl pyrophosphorylase
Exons: 23
Coding region: 7-1992 (661 amino acids)
Biological process (GO): biosynthetic process
Molecular function (GO): ATP binding; glucuronokinase activity
Source: RefSeq, a predicted model, not a curated record
AAGUCGAUGUGUUCAUUGGCGGUGGGAGAAUCGAGCUCCCUGCAAGCACAGCAGACAUUUCUUAGAGGUUGCGUUCCGUUUUUUGAUGAAUUUAAAGCAACACCGCGAUUUGAAGCUUUAGCAAUGAUCUGUAUACUGCUGGUGGCCGGUCACGGCACGCUGCUGGAGACACAAAUUAAGAAUGACGACACAGGCCUUUACAGCCAACUGGCUGGAGUACCUAAGGCCUUGCUUCCUGGCAUUGGAGGAAAGAAGAUCCUUGACUUUUGGUGGGAAAACGUCAACACGCGGCAGCUCUUCACAGAGGUCUAUCUGGUCACCAAUGCAGACAAGUAUAAGCACUACGAGCGCUGGGCCACAGCUAACGAUUUCCCAGUGGAAAAUGUAAUAAAUGAUGGCAGCACUACUUUGGAGGACCGUCUUGGGGCCGUGGCUGACCUGGAGCUGGCCAUACGUAGCCGCAAGCUGCAGGAUGACAUCAUGGUGAUUGCUGGAGACAUGCUGUGUGCAGACCAGAACUUUGACAUUGGUCAAGUGAUCCGCUUCUUCAGGUCAAAGCCUGGAGAGCUGAUCAUAUACUAUGAGCUGGAGGAAAGUGAGAAAAGCAGCUCCAGGGGUAUUGUAGAGGUCUGCAAUGACACCCAUAGGAUAACUCGUUUCUUGGAGAAACCCCAGGAGGGACUGACAGCAUCGCGGUUGGCCAGCGUGGUGUUUUACUGCAUCCAGAGGGACACGCUGUCCCACAUGUCUGACUUCCUCAGCCUGCUGCCCCAAGCCAAAAACAGGAGCUUUGGACGUUUCUGGGAGUGGAUCAUCAAUGAGAAGCAGCAGGAUGUGUUUGGUAUGAAGCUUCCCACAGGCUUCCAGCUCAUUGGACAAGUGGGCCUGUCAGAUUACACCAAGUGGCUCACCCACUAUUCCACCAAGCAGCAAGACAACCCCGCUAAACCAAUCACCUGCAGAUCGUACGCCAGGGUGGGGUUAAUGGGGAACCCGUCAGAUGGCUUCAAUGGGAAAACCAUUGCUAUGACCAUCUCCAACUUCUGGGCCGAGGUCACUCUGGUGGAGAGCCAGACUUUGGUUUUAGUGCCCCAUCCACUCAACGACCCCACAGAGUUUGGGAGUUUGCAAGACCUGUUCUGUAUCAGCAGGAAGGAAGGGUACCUGGGAGGUCUACGUCUGCUGCAAGCCACGUGUAAGAAGUUCUACCAGUUCUGCUCCAAACAGGGUAUUGCUUUGACAAAGCAGAACUUCACGCUGAAGUAUGACACCAACAUUCCUCGUCAAGUGGGUCUUGCUGGAAGCAGUGCCAUUGUCUCAGCUACCUUGAAGUGUCUCAUGAAAUUCUACAACAUCACAGAAAGUGAUCUUCCUAAACCAAUUCGAGCCAACUUCAUCCUCAACGUUGAGACAGAUGAGCUGUUCAUUACUGCUGGCCUGCAGGACAGAGUUGUGCAGGUCUAUGAAGGAUUAGUCUACAUGGACUUCAGCAAGAAGCUCAUGGAUGAACAGGGCUAUGGCAACUAUGUUUCUUUGGACAUGAAUAACCUUCCACCGUUAUGGCUAGCCUACCUCAGUGACCCCAGUGACUCUGGACGCAUUCACAGCAACAUCCGCCAACGCUGGCUCAGUGGGGAGCAGAUGGUCGUUGAAGCUAUGAAGACAUUUGCUGAGCUCACCGAUCAGGCAAGAGUGGCUCUUCAUGACAGAGACUGGAGCUCCUUGGCAGGACUCAUGGACCAGAACUUUGAGCUGCGAAGGACAGUCUACACAGAUGACUGUCUGGGUCCCGGGAAUCUCAAGAUGGUUCAGCUGGCGAGGCAGUUUGGUUCAGCAGUGAAGUUACCUGGCAGCGGGGGGGCCGUGGUGGGUCUUUGUCUGGACCAGGCGAGACUGGUGGAGAUGAGGCAAGCUUUCCAGGAGGCAGGCUGUGUCUUCUGUGUCAUCGCACCAUACGACCCAUCUGCCAGCGCUGUCGGGGGCCAACACUAACCUCACACAGCUCCCCAUGACUCAGCCGGGCCACCGAGGGCCAGCCCGUGGCCAUCGGCUAGAUGGGGCACAGCGUGGCCCUCCGCGUGUCAUGCACAGCCCCAGUGCCAUUUCAGAGGGGCUAUUAUUACAGUGAACAGGCAGGGUUUUUAUCUGCCACACAAAAUUAUGCAAAAGCCAUAAAUGAAGAAAUGAUUAUUGCAGACAUCAUAAUCUUCACUCUGAGGUGAUAGUUUGUGUCAUAUUUUAGCAGAUGGACCAAAUGCAUAUUAGUGCACUUUAUAUACAUGUAAUAAGGAGUCUUUGUGAGUUUUAAACUGGCUGGAUUAAUUGUAUGGACCAUGGGUUUAAUCUCAAACCAUUUGUAUAAUGAAUGUAAUUUUUGUACACAAAUAAAAAGCAUUUAUAACUU